This is a messenger RNA of Triplophysa rosa, 12535 nucleotides long. It is a transcript of the gene pkd1b, whose product is annotated as polycystic kidney disease 1b. Gene Ontology annotation, biological process: kidney development. Bases 78 to 12206 code for a protein of 4042 amino acids. Gene Ontology annotation, cellular component: membrane. NCBI's taxonomy places the organism in Eukaryota, Metazoa, Chordata, Actinopteri, Cypriniformes, Nemacheilidae. The record is from RefSeq and is a predicted model, not a curated record. The transcript has 42 exons. Gene Ontology annotation, molecular function: protein binding.
GAAAGUUAAAGAAGAGUCUAAUGGAUGGAAACAGCCAGACCAUAACAUGGACCUUUUUCUUCUAGUUGCUCUCAUGUAUGAUUCAUUAUUUUCCAUACUUAUUACGCUGUACCGUGGGAACAGAUAAAAUGGCAAAUAUUGUGCACCUGCUUCUCAUUUGGACUCUGUGUUUAUUUACAAGCUGCUUCAGUGAAUAUUAUUGCCCAAAGGGAGCAAAAAUUGACCGUGAUGGCUUGCGCUGUUACUGGAUGCCAACAUUUACAUCAAUGUGGCUGGAAGCAAGAGGCAUCUGUCAAAGAGAGAAUGAAGGAGAUCUUGCUAUGGUGGACAGUGUGACUGUUCAGACCUUCAUACAAAAUUCAUUUCAAAUGGAAGCCCCCGUUUGGGUCUGGCUGAGAAAUGGAAUGGCACAGGCUUUGUUUGAUGACUUGGAUGCUAUAACCUUUCAGCCUGGCGACAGAGCAAUAAAGCUGUGUACUUCAAUGGCUCUGGCCACCGGACAGUGGAUGAAUGAAAAAUGUGAUAACGGAAAUUUCAUUAUCUGUCAGAAACGGAUAUCGGUGUCAUUGCCAUCAUUGGAGAGCUAUGUGACAGGUGUACCACUAAUGUCAGCCAUUUACACAGUGUCCCAGAUUCAACUGCUACCUUCUCCACCAGACCCAGGACAACGCAGGGUUGAGAUUAUGUUGUUCCCAGGUCUUUGGUUCAGUCAUGAGGGUCAAGUUAUAUCUUUGGAUUUGGUGGCGCAGCCAAGUGAUCAGGUGACCUUUGCUAGAGUGCAAAUCUUACGGCCAUACUGCAGCUUAACUCAUCACCUAGUGCCACCAGGUUGUAGUUCUCUGCUGAAUGCCUUCAGCUGCUGUACUCUGAUGCCUAUGUGUAACACCACUGGUGCCUGUGCCAGCGGGCUGUACUGGUGUCAUCUGCUGGAGAUCUGUCUACCCGUCACCAGUCCAUGCAGCCCUUACCACUCUUCUAACAGUGGUCGCGUGUUCCCCCUCCCACCCCGCUACCCUGCCGCAUCACCGUACUUUCACUUGAUGGCAGACAUGGCAUUGAAACUGGAACCAAGCGCAGACCACACAUAUAUCAGUGUUACAACUCAAGACAAAGACAUCACAGUCUAUCCCGAUGACAUUUUGGCAGUGCAACACAAUAGAAGAGCAGGAGAAUUUCUUCAUUGUGUUGCUAGUACCAGCUCGACCUGGCGCCAGAGUUACCUCUCAUUGCAUGGGCCUGAAUGGGGAGGCUGGGUAGAAGGGGUUUUGUCUGCCCAGUCAGGAGAAGGCCAGUGGCUAGACGGUGUUGUAUGUGACAUCCGUGUGAUUUAUGAGGACACUAUGUCUCACUAUGGCAUUCCAACAAUACCCAGCACAAUGCAGACUACUGUACAAACCAACGGUCCAAUCAAAGCACAUUGUCCUGUCACAGGGUUACAGUUGUUACAUCCAAAACUUGACAAAAACAACCAAAUGCAUGUUGCCGUUAACGCCCCAACACUUAUUGUCAUCAAAGUUACUUCAGGAGAAAGCGCAACCAGCUCCUGGUCAGCCCCUGUGGAUAAGAAUAAAGUCUUGUUCCAUUCCUUUUGCCCCGCUGAGAUGCCUGAGACUAAAGUAGUAUGCGUGAGGUCUCCAGACACGUGGUUCUCUCACGUGUACAUGGUGCUUUCAGGUGAAGUGGAACAUCUGCUAAACAUCACGGCUUCAAACAGCAACAACUUCCAGACUCUUAGCGUGAGAGUCGUAGGUCAUAUUCCUGUUACUGGGCUGAGCAUCCAACCUCAGGGCGUCAGCAGAGUUCUAGUGGACGUUCCACAGUUGUUUACAGCUUCAGUAGCCACUGGGUCAUCGGUGAGCUUUUCGUGGGUUAUUGAUGACUUGGCGCAGUUUCCACACACAGGAGACUCUUACAGUGUGGUUUUUAAGAAACCGGCAGAAUACAAGCUUAAGUUGAUUGGAAGGAACCCUGUGAGCUCUCAGUUAAUUGAGGUCAAGAUUACAGCUGAUCUAAUGACCCCACUUGCUGACCUGGCAGUAAUUUCCAUGCCAGGGGCCAUCGCUGUACACACCUCAUCUGUCUACACUAUUCGAGUUAAAGCUGACAUCUCUAUAGGUGUUACAAUAAGUUGGGAUUUUGGUGACAGUACGACUUCUGUCAGUCACACAGUUUCUGCUGCCUCACAGAUGAAAGACAGCUAUGAACACCAAAUUGUCAAACACAUCUAUCUUCAGGACUCUGCCCACCAUGCCUAUUCUUUCCAAGGUGACUACACGCUGAAAAUAAAGGCUUACAACGAAUAUGACCAUAUUGAAAAGGCUGUGUUUGUUAAAGUAAGAGCUCCACUAUCAAGAUUGCUGGUGUCAUCAUCUCUCAAUGUCUGUCAAGUCAACAGCAGCAUCUUGUUUGAUGUCACUCUAUGGCCUUCUUCAUACGGAGUGCUUUACUCCUGGAAUUUUGGUGAUGACUCUAAAGAAAUUAAGGAAUAUAACAGUAAAGUCAGACAUGUUUUUAAAAAACCAUGUUCAUACAAUGUCACCGUCUGUUCUAAUAACACCCUGUCAGUCUUGUGUAACUAUACAGAUGUGGAGAUAGUUGAGUCUGUCUCUGGUCUGUGGCUGAAUUACACUGGCUCCAUUGAACUCAACAGCAUCUUUGAAAUCAUUGGCAAAGUGUCUUCAGGCACAAGUCUAAAAUGGACUUUUGAAUUUGGAGAUGGUUCAGUAUUUAAAGAUUACUCUGAAUGCUCAGUCUCUUACAUUUACAAGUCUCCUGGAAAUUACACGGUUCAUGUUACCGCUUAUAAUUCUGUAAGUAGGGAACAGCAGUCAGUCAAUGUGGAAGUCUUUAAGUUAUUUAUAAGUGACAUUUUGCCAUCAGGCUGCAUUGCGAGUAUAACUGAGAUUGAUUUUGAGGUAUUAGUCAAAGGCUUCAUUCCUAUUUUGACUUUUAACUGGGAUUUCGGAGAUGGUACGCCAACGUCUUUUGUUAAAGGAACUGCCACAGUCACUCAUACCUUUCUAUCUUCAGGGAUUUUCACAGUUGGUGUAAAUGCUCGUAGCCCAGUGGGUUCGGUCUAUUAUCAAACCAGCAUAUGUGUUGAGGGCCGAAUAACAGAUGUUGAAUUGCAGUCAGCCAAGAGUACUGUAGCUGUGAGCGAGGAAAUAUGCUUUGAUGUUUCUGUGACUCCCAAAGAAGGGGAUUAUAUGUUUUGGUGGAACAACAACUUUUCUAGUGAUGCCCCAGUCAUAGGCUUGUCACACCAUUGCUUUGUUUUUUCAGCAGAUGGGUUAUAUGAAAUUUCAGUGCAGUCUGGUAACAAAGUCAGCAAUAAAACUGCAAAAAUGACAAUCUUUGUUCAAAGGCCCAUAUUUGAUCUAUCCAUAAAAUAUGAAGGUAAUCAUGUUGCAUUGACUGUAAAUCAGUCCACUUACUUUUGGGCCGAGUUUUCUGGGAGGAUAGAUGAUUUUCAGUGGGAUUUUGGGGAUGGUUCGUUAAAAAUGGUAGGCCGAAAUCAAUCACACAUUUUUCGUUUUCCUGGGAGGUUUCGCGUGACUGUCACUUCAUCGAAUGCAGUAAGUUCAGAUUCAGUUUCUGUGGAAGUAGAGGUGCAGACACCUCUGACAUAUUUAACAGUUAAUACCAGUCGGCCAUUUGCAGAAGUAGGAACAGAGAUACUCAUAAAAGCUCAGACUGAUAUUAUUGACAAUGUCAAGUUUCACUGGACUGUGAACUCUUUGUCACCUCCAACACUUGGAACAUCAGAGUUUUUGUAUGUAUUUCCUAAAGCAGGGGUAUUUCAGGUUCAAGUCACAGCACAAAAUCUUGUCAGUCUUUUAGAAACCAAAUUUGAUAUUGAGGUCAUAGAGAGAAUAGAUGAAGGUCAGAUCCGAUGCAAGGGCUUGCAGUCUGCAAAAUAUUUCCUGACCAAUCAAACGGUUGUAUUAACAGCAUCUGUCGCACAUGGUUCUAACUUGACAUAUGAGUGGCUAACACGGCAAAGUGGGGUUUACAAAACUGUAAGUAAUAGCAAACAGUUUGAGCUAUUAACUAACAAUCCCGGUGAUAUUCAUGUCAAAGUGUUGGUAUCCAAUGUUAUUGGAUCGGUAGAUAGUGAACUUUCAUUGAGAGCUGUGGAGUUUGUAUCAGGUGUUAGCAUUUCAUCACCAGUGAAUGUUUUAACAAAAGACAAGGCAGUGAGGAUUUCUGUCAGUGUAGCAUCUGGAACAGACCUUCAGUACUCGUGGUUCCUCGACUCUGAGCACAGUCCUGUAAUAUCAGACGUGCCCUUUAUUCUGCAUACCUUCAAUGUUAUUGGUGUGAUCAAGCUCAAAGUGUCAGUCUUGAAUAUGUUUGGGUCUGCUGACGCAACCAAGCUACUCGAUGUUCAAGAAAGGAUUUCUGAAGUGGACUUCACGAUCAACGAACAAUCCAAACCAUUUUUUGUAACAUCACAUAGCCUCCUGUUUCUCCGAGGCUUUGCAAAGACAGGAAAUGUGCUACACUGGGAAUGGGCUUUAACUUUACACAACAAUACUGUUGUUUUUCUAUCUGACAAUCAAACGGUCAGUUAUUCUUCCGUGGAUGUUGCAGAUCACCAUGUUUCACUUAAUGCGUCAAAUGACAUUAGCUGGAAAAUUGUUUCAUAUACUGUAUUGGUUCAGGACGCCAUCCAAGGACUUUCGCUAAGCAUUAGCAACAGCGUGGUCUGUGAAAAUGAUCCGGUUACCUUCAUACCAUUGGUCUCCCAUGGAAGUGAAGUUUCCUUUACAUUGGAAUUUGUGAAUGAAAGUUCCUCCGUGGACAUUCAGCAGAAUUUCACCACUUCAGCUCUUUCAGUUGGAAACCACCUGGUGAGAGCAAAAGCGAAAAAUAAAGUCAGCGAGCAAAUGGCAACGGUAACUGUGCAAGUGGUGGACAAAAUUAAAGACUUGCAUUUGUUUGGCUGUUGCUCCGUUGUCCUAGAAGCAUCCAAAAACAUUACAUUUCAAGUUGUAGAAAAUAGUACCUCGCAAGUCAAUUACCACUGGACUUUCCUAUUAAACGGAAUCUUUUCCUCACAGGAAAUCGGGCAAAAUGUUCACUUCACACCAAUUACUAAUGGAUCCCUGUCUAUAACAGUGAAAGCAGACAAUGGCUUCUGCUCGCAGUCCCUGAGCAUUACAGCCAUAGUACAGAAGCACGUGAGGGAAGUUAAGCUUCUUAGCUCCCAUGAUGGAGCCUUUAUAGAUUAUCCAAUACAUUUCGUAGCUAUCACUGACGGAGGCAGUGACCUUAAAUUCAUUUGGGAUUUUGGCAAACCCAGUGGAGGAACCCUGGUUACAGAAUCCAAUGCACAAGACCACAAAUAUAAUGUAACUGGUCGAUUUGUGGUGCAUUUAACAGCUUUCAAUAACGUAAGUCAGAUCUCGACGCAAAUCUCAGUUGAAGUACAAAAAUUAGAAUGUACACAGCCUCACGUCUACCUUGUGGAAGAACUAUCUCAAAUAGUAAAAUCCAGAUCAAGCCUCUUUGAAGCAAGAGUGGACCUUAAAGGUUGCAUUACACGCAAAGCAUUAUAUCAGUGGGAGAUCUUCAAGGGCCCUGAUUGUUCAGCGAUGGUCAAGAUAACCGUAAAUGAUUUGGUGGAUGUUACAACACCCCUUCUUUUUCUGCCAAAGCACAGUCUAAAAGUAGGAAACUACUGUCUGACAUUUACCACCAGACUUCAGGGAACUCCUCUAAAACACCACAAGACCAUAAACAUCACAGUGGUCCACAGUCAACUGGUUCCUAUGAUCAAAGGUGGUUCUCACAGAAUCUGGUCAAGUCAGAAAGACCUGUUACUGGAUGCAACCGAGUCUUGUGAUCCAGAUUCAGUAAAGGAUGACAACCUGUUUCGAUUUCAUUGGGAUAACACCAUAGAGAACACCACAACAACAUCUUCAAUCUUUUCCACAUUUCAUCAACCUAUCACAAAAAAUGGCAGUAUUCUUCUAAUUCCCAGAAGUGCCUUAUUUCCAGGAAUAGUGUAUCACUUCACUCUCACCCUUUACAAAGACGGGCGGCAACCUGUUUCUGCAUCACAGACAGUCACGGUGUACGAAACUGCGGUGUUACCUGUGGCUGUAAAGUGCACUUCCUGUUAUUCUCUGUUUUCGUUCCAUGUGAGUCCCAGCCGGAAUGUUGCCUUGGCUGGCCAUUGUUCUUCCUGUAAAGACACUGUACAGUACACAUGGGGCGCAGAGAAUCAGAGAGGUGAACCUCUGCUUCUGUAUGAAGUCACUACCUCCACAGGAAAACACUCUAAACACCUUGUCAUUAGACCAGGGGUGUUGAUGGAGGGUCAUGAAUACACUUUUACUCUCAAUGUGUCUGAACCCUCCUCUGGGCUUUGGGGGUCAGCAAGCAUCAACUUAAUUCCCAACCGCCCUCCGUACGGGGGUAUUUGCACUUUGUCACCAGAUGACUCGCUUCAUUUCUUGGAAACCAUGGCCUCUUACAAUUGCUCAGGUUGGAUGGAUGAUGAUGGUGAGUCAGCUCAGCUGAUAUUUUCACUGCAGGUGGCACAGUGUGAAGAUUUUGGACCAUUAUGUCCCUUGCUUACCCUUUAUAGAGGCACUCAUAGCAUUUUUGGUUCCCUGGUGCCAAUGGGUAGUGCAAGCAAAAUGGAAAACAGAUCUGCUAUUCACGUGCUGGUGAAGGUUGAGGACAACAUGGGGGCUUCUGUCAUCGCAGUAAGAAAGAGCCUGACAGUGCUGUUGAGUGAACGUCACUCAACUGAGUGGUUGAGGAACAGGAGCCAAUCAGAGUUCAGGGCUUUACUUCAACAAGGCAACCCGCAGGAUAUCAUACAGUAUUCUGUUGCCCUGACCAGUCAACUUAACCAGCUUAAAACCGUUAGCUCUCAAGAGCUGGAGGACAAGAUUCAGAUGCGAGGAAAUGUGACUCGAGCCCUGGCGUCUCUGCCGGUCUCUUCCAUCCAAGAUGCAGCUCAGAUCAGCUCAGCCCUGGCUCAAUCCACCGCAAUUCCCUCUGAAGUGCGGUGCAAGAGCUGCCACGCGAAGGUUCUGAAGGUCACAGGGAAGAUGAUCAAAGUGAUGAGAGAACAAACAGGACAGAGUGACAUCGACCCCACAGACACCGGCAGGAACAUUCUGAGUGUUCUAAGUAGCACACUGACUGCUGAUCACAGCCACAGAAGUCAUUCUAGCCUCAAGCAAUCGCAUACAUCAGCGAUGGCCGCAUCAACGCUUAGUCAGAUAUUAGAGCUCAUGCGCUCAUUAAUGAUGUCGCGGAUGCGUGGGGAGGAGGCUCUCUCCCUCGCCGUUCCCAAGAUCAGCGCGGUGGGCGUACGGGGUGACCCUACUAAAGAUCUGCUCUGCGCUGAUCCCUUCAGCAGCUGCCAGUUUUACGUCCCAUCAGCUCUGAGCUCUCAGCUGAAGGAAAAAAACCAGGAAGUUCUGCAGAUCUUUCUGGAAAUGGCAGCCGAUGAAAACCCAUUUAUUCAAGAUGCAGAACUGCCUUUAUCUACUACGCUUGCAGCCAUGGAGUUUGCUACAGCGCAGGGUCAGCCCAUACCGAUUGCCAAUCUGACAUCAGACACUGCGAUACAAUUUACCUUGCACAAAAAAAGAAGCGAGACGGAGGAUGAGAGGUUGCUUGGGGAAAAGUUUACUCUGCCUACUAAAGGGAGUGUAAAUUUUACAGUCAAAGCCUUGGAAACAGACCCUCAGGCUGGCCUCUAUGUUUCACUUAACUUCAGUCUCAUACCAGGACCUAGCAAGACAGCCUCUGGACUAGUCUGGAUAUCUGUCUCUGACCAAUCAGAUCAUUCAUCUCAGCGUGUUCAUUCUAAAGCCGUCACCAUUGCUCUCUCAUCUGAGACUUCAUCAUUGGAGCACACCAUCUUUCUCACACCACUUUUGAACGGUUCUGCUAAAGAUCUGUUUGUGAACCUGACAAGCAGCAUCGAUACAGAUGUGUCCAUCUCUGCGCUCGUGUUCAGCGCUUUGUGUCGGUUCUUCAGUGUGGAUGAGAAGCACUGGAGCAGUGAGGGUUUGAGACCCCUGAGUAACAGCAGCCCUCACGUUGCCCGCUGCCUCACCGAGCAUCUCACCAUGUUUGGAGCCAGCCUCUUCGUUCAUCCAGAGACACUUCUGUUGCUGCCACCUUCAGAGGAGCCGGUGAAAAACGUGAUGGUGGGAAUAGUUUGUGGAGUCUUGCUACUGAUUCAUCUGCUGGUUGGUCUUAUCGCCCACAAACUGGAUCACCUGGAAAGUCUGCGCCUGUCUUGUGUCCCACUAUGUGGCCAAAAAGGCCGUUACCAGUAUCGCAUUCUGGUCAAAACAGGCUGGAAAAGAGGGUCUGGUACCACUGCUCAUGUUGGCAUUAGCCUGCAUGGACUGUAUAAAAGUGGUUCACGUCACCUCCAAAGAGAAGGAGCUUUCCAGAGGAACAGUCUGGAUGACUUCCAAAUUGAAACGGAUGCCAAUCUUGGAGAGAUCUGGAAAAUACGCAUCUGGCAUGAUAACACAGGUUUGGACCCAUCCUGGUACCUGCAACAUGUAAUAGUCUGGGAUUUACAGACAGAAAACUUGUUCUUCUUCCUCGUGGAGGACUGGCUAUCUGUGGAGAAUGAGAGGAACUCUGGAAGGGUGGAGAAAGUUGUUUUAGCUUCUUGUCCUCAGGAGCUUCAGCAGUUUAGGAGGGUCCUACAAGCCCAGUUGCUGUUCGGGCUUCGAGAGCACCAUCUGUGGAUCUCAUUAUGGGAACGGCCGGCCCACAGCAGCUUUAGCCGAGCACAGAGGGUCACAUGCUGCUGCCUCUUAUUACAUCUGUACCUGGCCGCUGGGGCAGCGUGGUAUGGAGCAGUGGGCAGAAAGGGCAGCAGUGCCCCAGUCUCUACACAUAUGUUGAUGAAUGCAGAGACCAUUCUGGUUGGAAUGACGGUGGCGGCCUUAAUGUUUCCUCUACAAACCGUUCUCAGGUUGCUGUUUCAAAAAAGCAAGGUGACAUUGGCGUUGUCUCUGCCUCCAUCUCCUGUGUCUCACAGCGUGGAGAUGGAUGUAUUCCUCAAUGGCCCCAAUUUCUCCUGCUCCUCUUUUCUGUCGCUACCCACUGGCCCUGACUCCUCCAUAUAUGAUGGACCGUCUCCUUUCACUAACUCUUUGCAGAGCAAGAAUCUAGAUUCAGAGUUUUGGAAAGAUUCAGAUCACAGCGAUGACCGAUUGGAUCACUGGGCAUCAUGUGACAGUAUCUUUGGCCUGUCUGAGUUGUCAGGAGCUACUAACCUCCUGAAAAGAAAAAAAGCCCUUCUACAGCUACAUUUGUCUACUCCGACCUCUGACCAUGACGCUUUGGAACCAACCAAGUCUCCAGAGGAAGAUCUUAGGUCUCUAUCUGGAGACAUGGACCCCACUAACACUCUCUCCUCAGAACCAGCAGCAUCUGACAGCGGCCAUUUUACACCCAAUGAGAGCACCCUGUCGGAAGAUCAAGACAGCUUGUGUAGUGAUUGGUCUGAUCUGAGCCUGGAUACUCCUACAUAUGAAACCGACUUCCACAAAUCCUGCGCCACUCUCUCAGUUCUCAGUGAGGCCAGUACAUUCCUUCCAAGCCUCCCACCUGACUCUAUAAGCACCACGUCCAACACACGCAUCGGUGUUGUUCGUGGUGUCCCUGCCUCGAGUCUUCCGGCGUGUGUUCUGCGUGUUGUUCAUCUCCUGGUGGCUGUUCUGCUGGGAACAUGCUUGGCUCUGGUGGGACUGUAUGGCAGCAGGUUUUCCAGCUCUGUGGUUCUCAUGUGGCUUGUAUCGGCCCUGUCUGCCUUCCUCACUUCCUCCCUGCUGUUGGAACCAUUUGCAAUAUGUGUUCAGGCACUAUAUCUGGCUGCUGUGGUGAGACCAGUGGACCCUGAGGUGGAAGAGCGUUUGGCUCAGGAGACAGAAGUGAGAAGGACAGAAGAUGAUGUAGGUGAUAAGGUGCACCCUCCCUCUGGAUACGGCCUCCUGCAGGCGAAAGAGGAAGCACGGAAAUUGAAAAAGCUGAGAGUUCUAAUGAGGAAUUGCUUAGUCUACAUGCUGUUCCUGUUAGUAGUUCUGAUGGUGAACUACCAGGAAAAUGUGCAGGAGACCAGCAGCAGACUGCUUCACUCAGCCAUUAAACACACGCUGAUCUCUGCUUCACCAGAGCAGCCCGCUCUCAAUGCAUUAUCAGGAUGGAUGAAUGCUGAGCAGUGGAUUGACAAGAAAUUAACAUCGCAUUUGUAUAAAAACCCUUCUCUUUCUUUGAUCGGUCUGCCACGUCUUCAGAAAAUUCAUUCUCAGGACUUCUGCAGUCAAAACAUCAGAGAUCUGUUCCAAUCUGGUCGACAUCCUUUGAUGCUGGCUUCUCACUUUUCAUCCCAUGCCAACCCUGGACACCAGAGAUCCUCAGAAUCCAUCAGGAACACUCCAGCUCUAUUAACUCGGUCAUCUAAGGACGUCUUAUGCACGUCUGAUCAGACAGAAAAAGUAUUUCUUGGAAACAGCAGUGAAUCUGCACGUCGGAUCCUGUCGGAACUUCAGACAUCAAACUGGAUGACAACAGGGACGCAGGCGGCGUUGAUUGAGUUCACUCAGUAUCACAAAGAGACGAGUAUCCUGGCACCCGUCUCUAUUCUUCUAGAUCAGAAGCAGACAGGCCAAAUCUUUGCUUUUAUCUCCAUCCAGCCUUUUCACGUAACUCCGUUUUCUGGUGCAGACUUACACGUCACAUUGACGGUUCUGCUUCUGUUGUUUGGCCUGUGUUUUCUGAGUGCUGAAAUAUGGACUUGGAUGAGGAAGCCACAUCAUUACCUGAGACAGACCUGCUGCUGGUUUCAGCUUCUGUUAGCCUUUCUGACACUAGCGGCAGCUGUCCUUCGACUGUAUUUCCUCUCCACGGCAGAAUCUUGUCUCUCCAGACACCGCUUGCAGCCCGACUCCUUUACAGACUUCCAGAGCGUUGCUUCACUGGCCAGAAAAUCCAGUCAGCUCUCGGCUGUUUUACUAACCCUCUUGGUUUUAAAGAUGGUGGGGGUCUUGAGGUUUGUUAGAAGAUGGCUGGUGUUGGGACGGGUUAUUCGACAGGUAUUCCCUCAGAUCUGUACCGUGACACUUCUGCUGCUGCUCCUGUUACUUCUCUUCUCUCAUACAGGCAUUAUGCUUUUUUCCAGUUCAGUGGAGGGCUUUAGGACAUUGGGUCAGGCGAGUCACUCUCUGCUAUGCUUGUUAAGGGGACACAACAGCCUGCAUCGACUUUUUGAGCAACAUCCAGUGGUGGGCCCGCUCUACUGCCUGUGUGCCUUAGGCAUUGCAUUCUGGGUAGUUGGGCGUCUGUGUGCUGCUGUACUGAUUCAAACGUACCGAAUGGUACAGGCAGACAUUAACAGGCCGCCCAUAGAGCCGCAGGACUAUGAGAUGGUACAGUUUCUCAUUAAACGUCUAAAGCUAUGGAUGGGGCUCAGCAAAACCAAAGAGUUUAGGCACAGAGUCAAGUUUGAGGGAAUGGUUCCUCCUCCCUCCAGAUCCUCUCAGGACUCUCAAGCCUCCAACUUCUCCAGUCCUAUGGGACCCCGCCAGGCGUCACCUGCAUCCAUGGCCUCUGACUUCACUGUCAAUUCAGACAGUUUGGACUUUAACCAUUACGUGGACCGCCUGGCGCCUGUUGUCGAUAGCCUUCUGGCUUGUUUCGACCGCAUCAACCAUGUCACUGAGGAAGUAUAUAACUUUGAGCUGCAACUUGAGGAAGUCCAGAAAAUAAUUUCCCAAAGAAAACAUCCUCAGCAAGUAACCACCAAGGGACGCACUCCAACUCCAAAGCUACCACUACACGCUCAAACCCCAUCUACUUCUUUCUUGGAAUGUAAUUCCAGUCCAUCUUCUGUUCAAGGCAUCUCCAAAGGCCUUCCACACCGACGUGGUACCCACUCAGAAUCUUCCUUCUUGGGUCCAAGCUUUCGCUUCAGUAAGAGAAUACUUUCUGCGCUGGAUGGAAGGAAAAACAGUGCAAGCUCUGGAAACGGGGGCGUUCCGAAACGUAGAGCCUGGAAUUCGAUGACAUGUCAUUCCGCUGACACGGCACAAAGGUUACCUGGAUCUCAGAGGGUUGUGAUCUUGCCAGUAAGACCCUGCAGUGAAGAGGGAGACAGGGAACUUGUGCAGCAUGGCGUGUCUAUUAAGAGACAGGCUUGGCACACUGAAUAAAUAUAACGGGCAAAUACCAAAUGGCAUUUUCGAAUUGAUGAGAGUGACUGAAUCUUUUCACAAAGAGCACUUUACUUAAGAGUGCAUACGACAAUAUAUGUAAUGCCAUUAUUAUGUUUCGAAUAUGGACAGCCUACUAAUUUUAUUCUGGUCAUUUCAAAGAAUUCAAACAAUGAAGACAGCAUGUUAGGCACCUAAUGGAUUUUCAACAGUGUGUUUACAUGUCUGAGCUUUACAGUAGUUAUCUACCUCUUGACUGGUGUGUUUGCACGUCUUAUGUUGAAGCAUUUGUUUACUUUAUCUUUAGUGUUUAGCUUAUUUAGUUUUUA